Molecule: messenger RNA, 750 nt
Organism: Camelina sativa (false flax)
Lineage: Eukaryota; Viridiplantae; Streptophyta; Magnoliopsida; Brassicales; Brassicaceae
Source: RefSeq, a predicted model, not a curated record
AUGUCAGCUAAGUCGGCAGCGUUUCCACUUUGUAAAGCGACAGAAGUAUAUAUUAUAUUUGUAGAUAAAUAUAAAACUAUUAAAUCGUCUUCUUUAAAAAUCAUUCAUCUUUUUUCUUCAAGAACACGAUCUCUCUUCCUUAGAAGAAUGGAAGAAGAAGACCGAGCAAGAAAACAAAUCUCUGUUUUGUCUUCAAAAAGAUCCCAAACCGCAAACGCAAACGUAGCUGUCACGGCUUCGUCGGAGGUGGCGUUUAAUGUUUGUUGCUUAUGUGUUUAUUGUCCUCUUUGCGUUCUUUGGUGCUGCAUCAAACAGCCAUGUACGAUUGGAUGGAGAGCCAUCCUAAACGCCAAACGCAAAUUAAGCGGUUGCAGCGGCUGCGGUAGAAGCUUUAGCAGGAGGGUUUUGGCAGCUGAUUAUUCGUCGUUUUCGGAUAUUGAUUCCGAUGAUGUGAAUUGCAAAGCUCAUCAUAAUUGCUCAAAACGUAACCGGUGAUUAUACAAAUUUGUAUUUUCCACAUGCCUUUUUCUCCGAUCUGCUGUUUAAUUUGGUUGUCCUAAACGCGGACGCUAAACGCUGGAGUUGACUUCGUAUUGCUGAGUUUAUGAAAAACCUCGAGAUUGAGCUCUUUUAUUUCGAUGAUUUAGAGUUUAAAGAUGUAUAUAUUUUACUUGGUGAGGAACAAAGUCUUUUUUUAUUUAUUAUUAUUGUCAUCAUCAGUAAGGAAUAAAGUUGUGUGAUGUUGUGCCU